AUGAAGUUGCAACUGCGUGAACUUCAACAGGCGCCCUCACAUGUGCAAUCAACACGGCGUGAGGCUGCUACAUCUGCCACAGCUACAGCAAAAUCAUACAGGGAUGUUGUGUGGGCAGUGAAUGGUAACCCUAGUGUCUCCAAGGCCACAGCUCCUGGUAUGAAUUCACUACCUGAGCCAUCAGUUGUGACGGGUGAAAACCCUUCCGGUGGUGAUUUUGUAACGGUAGUUAAGAAGAAGCGCGUAGCCCCAUCUCUUGUUAACACUGUGAACACUGUUGCCAAUACCUCCAAGAAACGCAGGGUUGCCAUGAUCGGAUCCCUGGAAAGUACUCGGCGGAUGAUAGCACUAUGCGAGGAGAGCAAGGAAGCUGGCAUCCGCACACUGGUUGCCCUGGAUGACCAGGGAGAGCAAUUGGACCGAAUUGAAGAAGGGAUGGACCAAAUCAAUGCUGACAUGCGAGAAGCAGAAAAGAACCUCACUGGCAUGGAAAAAUGCUGCGGAUUGUGUGUACUGCCUUGCAACAAGUCAGCCUCAUUCAAGGAGGAUGAGGGCACAUGGAAAGGGAAUGAUGAUGGUAAGGUUGUUAACAAUCAACCUCAGCGUGUGAUGGAUGACAGGAACGGACUGGGGCCCCAGGGAGGAUACAUUGCCAGGAUCACAAAUGAUGCUCGUGAAGAUGAGAUGGAAGAGAACAUGGGACAGGUGAACACGAUGAUAGGCAACCUGCGCAACAUGGCAAUUGACAUGGGUUCAGAAUUGGAGAACCAGAACCGGCAGAUCGACAGAAUCAACCGCAAGGGGGAGUCGAACGAGACAAGGAUAGCAGUUGCCAACCAGCGAGCCCACGACCUGUUGAAGUAAUCAGUAAACGUGUUGGGCGGGAGAGUGGGCAGAGGGUUCCAUGCAGUGAUGUGACAGAAGUGCUUAUUAUUAACUUUAUUACCAGUAUUUGUAAAAUAGAACAUGUGAAGUUGUCAUGCAUAGCACCAUUGUUCGUUGCUUUCUCAAACGCCUAAACAAGGCCACUUCCUCAGUUGUCUAGUUAAUAGUGGAUAUAUUUAAGUUCCUUUAAACAUAAUACAAUUGUGCUGAAAAUUCAGCGUGAAGAAAAACGUAUUGUAACAAAUGUUAGGGAAGUGGCUUCUGACAUCCCUUUCUGAUUAAGAGUCAUUUGUAGUAGAAAUAUGAAGAUAUGGGAUUUGAAUGAAUGCUAUUACCACUUGAUGAGAAUCUCAUGCUAUUAGAAUUAGCACCAGUGAUUCUGACCGGCAGUAGAAAAACAAGGUAUAUUAUAUGUAUAUUUUCUGAUCUGUUGAGUGUUAUUACUGGAAGUGGCUUUGAUUUAGGUUCAUGUUAAUUGUUUUAUGUUGGUAAAUUUGUCUGUACUAAGUCCACUCGUAUUGCUUGCUUUUGUAUUCCUCUUAUUGAGAUUUUUCAUAUGAAAUAUAUAUGUCUGAUCUUGUGUAUAUGCUGCAUAGGAAAUGUCAAAUGAACAGCGGAUAAGGGAUGCCAACCAACGUGUCCAUAGAAUCUACAAGUCAUAGAUGAAAUAAACAAGCAGCCAGGGUGGGGGACAGCCUGGAUACCAUCUGACUGGACCAGACUGCUUGGAAGUCAAAACAAUGGCGAUAGGGACAUGGAAUACACACACACAGUGAACUGUCUGCUGCAAAGAUGGUGUUAUGAGUUGUGGCAUUAGCCCUUUAUUGUUUGCAUUCAAAUAUUUAUUAACUUUACAUAGUUUAGAAAUGUUUAUGGUAUUAUGGAAAAAUUUCAACUAAUUUUUAUUUGUGUAAUACCAAAUUAACCUUCAGUUUUGUAUGUGUAAACAUCAGUAUGCAAAUUAUAAGGUAAGUAAAGUGUUCAGUGUCUCCUUCACUAGGGUAUUAAACUUCCUAUUCAGCACAAAAUGCUUGAGAAAGUGACUUUUCAAGUAUGUACUUAUGUGUUACAGCAUAGUAAUUUACCUCUUGUAGACUUAUUGUUACUGUGGAUGAAAAAUGUGCAGGUUGUUGGCAAAAGUAUUUUAUUUAUAUUGUUCGUUAUUUAUUCUCUCUUCAAGAACUUCAUUGUAAGGGAAACUCCAAGAAGUUUCAUGUUUCAACCUUAAUAACUCUUUGUCUGCUGAUAAACUAACUUGUACAAAGUAGGGGAGAUUGUUGUUUCAUGUACCAUACUCUGUUGUAUUUGAUAGGAAGCUACUGGACCAUGAAAUCGUUAAUGGCAAGAUGAAUUUUGGUAACUUAUAUAUGCCAACAUAUGUGUGUGUAUAUUAUAUUUUUUUUGUAUAUAUUGAAAAAGUAGUGUGGCAGUUUGUUCGGAUUCAGUUAUAUAAAAUUUUCUCUUGCAAUGUGCAUAGAAUUAUUAAACUUGGUUUAACAAGUUUAAGCUGUGUUUUACAAUUUUCUUCCUGUUACCAUUACAAGUAAUUCAGGGUUUCUGCUUAUGUAGAUACCAUCUUCAAUUUUAAACUCAAAAAUGUGAUACAGAGCAAGAGAUUAUGUGUUAUGUACUCGUAUUGUGUUGUGUGAAUAGAGUAAGAAUUUCAUUCAGAACAAAUAUUCAGUAAUGUAAUUUGUGUAAUUGUAAUUGUAUAGCUAUCAGAAUCAUACUCAAGUCUUCAGGCGCUGAUCCCAGAAUGGGUCCUAUUCUGGGCAGAAUACUGGGCAGAAGAAGUCUCGGGUCUAUAAUAACUAGCAUGCCAGUAAUGUAUGUAGGCAUGGUGAUGUGCUGUGACUUUAAAAUUUCUUUCCAAUACCACACAUGCCUUUGUUAUUUAUUGUUUGUAGAUUUUAUAGCUAAUGCAAAGAUAAUGAAAGCUAUGUUGCAUAUACACUAUAUUUUAGUAGAAACCCUGUAUUGCUGUAUUGUUAACAUUGGUAAAUGACGAUUUUCUAAGUAGUUGUAUUACUGUUAGGGGAUUGUGAUGUAUUUUAUAUGACAUACAGUAAGGAAGGAAUGUAUAGACUAUUUGUGUCAUGAUUCUGCUCUUCUAUAUACAGUAAGCUCCUCAUUAUCUUGCAUAUAUGGGGAAUGGAGUUGGUCAGUUAUAUGAAUCUACAGGGUGCAGAAAAGGCUGCAAAAAAAAAACAAUAAGAAGUGAAAACAUUACGUUUUCACUUUAGUUCUUGCAUGAGAGUCGUCCUAGGUGUUACUGUGGGUUGAAGGAUGAAAGAUUUUAGACACAUACUGCAACAUGAUCAAAAAUUCAUGUAGCUUCUAUUGUAAUGGCAUCUUUGAGUGGAAGGAUGACAGGUAGAACUGCAGCAUGACAGAUGAACAUAAGAGCAUUGCAAAUUUGUUUCUGAAAAACUUCAUAAACAUGGUAAGUUUUCUUUGAAAAUUUUUCUA
Molecule: messenger RNA, 3354 nt
Organism: Cryptotermes secundus
Lineage: Eukaryota; Metazoa; Arthropoda; Insecta; Blattodea; Kalotermitidae
Product: synaptosomal-associated protein 25
Exons: 7
Coding region: 1-864 (287 amino acids)
Biological process (GO): synaptic vesicle fusion to presynaptic active zone membrane; synaptic vesicle priming; exocytosis
Cellular component (GO): SNARE complex; plasma membrane
Molecular function (GO): SNAP receptor activity; syntaxin binding
Source: RefSeq, a predicted model, not a curated record